AUGAAUGAAGUAGCAAACAUUCAAAUUUCUGUCAGUGGGGAGGAAAGGAUUGAUCGAGCACUCACAGAGCUUUUGAGCUGCAGUAACCUGAGCAUGCACACAGCUGGAGUAUCUUACCUUCAGCACCAUCACCACCAUCAUCAUCAUCAUCAUCAUCAGCAGCAGCAGCAGCAGCAGCAGCAGCAGCAGCAGCAGCAGCAGCAGCAGCAACAGCCUCAGUCCUCCCACCCACUCCCCCCUGGCCAAACACCGGCCCACCCGCUCCCGGCCGGCCAACCCGCCCAGCAGCCGCUCUCGUCUCAAGUUGCAGCGAGCCACAGCAACUCAGUAGUCCAGGUGUACAGCACACUGCCUCACAUGGCCGGAGGUGGUGGUGCAGAGAUCCACACCCUGGGUCUGCAGCCUUUCCAUCCAGUACAAGUGCCCAGUCAGUGUGUGGAGAGUCAGUCAUUCACCACCCCUCCCGUCUACAGCCCUGGGAAACAGUGCACCAAAACCAAGACGUGCAGCAUCACCAGCAACCUGACGGAGCUGGGCGACUUUGAAAAGGUCAUCAUUCCCAAACGACCCAGGAGCAGCAAGAAGAACCCAGACGGAGCAACAGUAGAGCAGCUGAAGGGAAAGGGUCCGAAGUUGAAAUGUAACUUCUGCGACAAAAUCUUCUCGAAAAACUUUGACCUUCAGCAGCACAUCAGAAGUCACACCGGAGAGAAACCCUUCCAGUGCAUCGUCUGCGGCCGAGCCUUCGCCCAAAAGUCAAACGUGAAGAAACACAUGCAGACACACAAGGUGUGGCCAAUGGGCGUGGCCAGCACAGUGUCCAGGUUACCCGUCACAGUGAAAGUGGUGCCGGUGUCGUCCAGUGAGGAGGAGAGGGGCGGGGAGCAGCAGCCAGAUGAGCAGGAGGAGGAGGGGCCUCAGCAGCAGACGCAGUGUCAAACACAAGAAGAGGAAGAGGCGGCACAAUCAGAAGCUCCGGCGGAUCUGGAGGAGAGCGAGCCUGAGGCCCGGGCCGAUCCGGAGGGCUGCCGGGGGGAGGCGGCGCGCAACGGGCACACUCAGGCUCAGAUGCACACGCAGUCCGACCAGAGCCAACAGUGCCAAGCUCAGACCAAACAGAUCGUGGUGAUUGACAGCUCCUACCAGUGCCAGUUCUGCGCCAGCAAGUUCAAGACCUACUUCCAGCUCAAGUCCCACCUGACCCUGCACAAGGGGGAGCAGGUUUACAAGUGCGUGUUAAAGUCCUGCUCGCAGACUUUCCAGAAGCUGGAUCAGUUCUUGGAGCACAUCAGGACGCACCAGGAGCAGCUGACCUACCGCUGCCACCUCUGCAGCAAAGUGUUCCCCUCGCUGUUUGAACUGGGGGUCCACCAGUACUCCCACUGCUUCUGCCCACAGCAGAACACACGCAAAGAAACCACCAUCUUCAGGUGUGUGAAGUGUCAGAGCAGAUAUUCUACCCAGGAGGCACUGGAACAACAUCUGAUGACCGCCUCACACAACUUCCCCUGCCCACACUGUCAGAAGGUGUUUCCGUGUGAAAGGUACUUCAGACGCCACCUCCCCACUCAUGGCGCUGGCGGGAGGUUCAAGUGUCAGAUCUGUAAGAAGGCCUUCAAGACGGAGCACUACCUCAAACUCCACACUCGUAUUCACUCAGGUGAGAAGCCGUACAAGUGUUCCCUCUGUGAAGCCACGUUCAACAGGAAGGACAAAGUGAAGCGACACAUGCUCAUCCACGAACCUUUCAAGAAAUACAAGUGUCCCUUCAGAACACAUGUUGGCUGCACCAAAGAAUUCAACAGACCAGACAAACUCAAGGCUCAUAUUCUGUCACACUCUGGUAUCAAACCCUACAAGUGUCUCUUCUGUCAAAAGGCGUUCAGCCGCAGGGCUCACAUGCUCGAGCACCAGCAGUCCCACACAGACAACUACCGCUUCAGAUGCUCCACCUGCAACAAGGGAUUCACCAGGCACAGCUAUUACAGAGAUCACAAAUGUCCCGCGGCGGGGAAUGGGACAGGAAGCGAAGGAGGUGCCGGAGAGGCAGAGGGAGGCGAGCUCGGAGGAGCGUCGAUGGCAGAGGAGAAGGACGAGGAGGAUGAUGGGAGGUGUGGUGGGUUCAUAAGACAUGCGGAGGGGCCAGGCACUGCUGAGGGAGAUGAGGACGAUGAAGAAGAGGAAGAAGAUGGAAGCUUAAAGGGCAGCGACGAGCAGAUGGAAAGACAGGAUGAUGAGGAGGAGGACGAGGAGGAGGACGAGGAGGGAGAGCAGGAGAGGACUGACGAGGGUUGUCAGGCUGCCAUGUCUCUCACCACCAUGGAAGCACAGACAGAAAGAGAAGAAGAGGAGGAAGAUGACGGAAUGGAACAUGGCAGCGAUGCACUGGAGCAGAUUCAGAGCAACGGCCAAAACUGUUUGCAGCAGCCGUGUCUGUAGUUUGAAGCAGCGCUUUGAACGUUUUCCUGGACACAGACAAUUGAACAAACACAGUUCUACAUUAUUUAAUAUAAAAAGUGAGUCUGGGAAAUUAUUUGUUUUAAAUUAAAACGCUAUUUAAACUUUAUGCACAAAUUUUACUUAUUUUAUCGUAAACAUGUGGAAUAUGCUACCUUUUAGAUGUGUACCGCCAAGACAACCAGAGGACCGUGUCUAAGGGUCAUACGUUACUUUCUCUACUUUUAUGAAGCAAAGAUUAAAUUAUUACAAGUGAA
Molecule: messenger RNA, 2714 nt
Organism: Paralichthys olivaceus (Japanese flounder)
Lineage: Eukaryota; Metazoa; Chordata; Actinopteri; Pleuronectiformes; Paralichthyidae
Source: RefSeq, a predicted model, not a curated record